Python bivittatus (Burmese python) is the source of this 723-nucleotide messenger RNA. It is a transcript of the gene RPS5, whose product is annotated as ribosomal protein S5. Lineage: Eukaryota; Metazoa; Chordata; Lepidosauria; Squamata; Pythonidae. Gene Ontology annotation, molecular function: structural constituent of ribosome; RNA binding. The record is from RefSeq and is a predicted model, not a curated record. Gene Ontology annotation, biological process: translation. Gene Ontology annotation, cellular component: small ribosomal subunit.
UGCGCCGGAAUUCGGUAGCCCGUGGAUAAGUCUCCGGGUAACCCCGCGUGCAGCCCUUUUCUGCCUGAGCCAGCGAGCGGGACGCGGGGAGGGGAGCGGAGCGUCUUCAUAAUGACUGACUGGGAGACAGCCCCUGCUGUGGCAGAGACUCCUGAUAUCAAGCUGUUUGGAAAGUGGAGCACAGAUGAUGUUCAAAUCAGUGAUAUCUCCCUGCAGGAUUACAUUGCUGUGAAGGAGAAAUAUGCUAAGUAUUUGCCUCACAGUGCUGGGCGCUAUGCUGCUAAGCGCUUCCGUAAAGCCCAGUGCCCCAUUGUGGAGCGCCUCACCAACUCCAUGAUGAUGCACGGGCGCAACAAUGGCAAGAAGCUCAUGACAGUGCGCAUCAUUAAGCAUGCUUUUGAGAUCAUCCAUCUACUCACAGGAGAGAAUCCCCUACAAGUCCUGGUGAAUGCCAUCAUCAACAGUGGCCCUCGUGAGGACUCCACGCGUAUUGGUCGAGCUGGCACAGUGAGGAGGCAGGCUGUUGAUGUGUCACCACUGCGUCGUGUCAAUCAGGCUAUCUGGUUGCUUUGCACUGGGGCACGUGAAGCUGCCUUCCGAAACAUAAAAACCAUAGCUGAGUGCCUAGCAGAUGAGCUGAUAAAUGCAGCAAAGGGUUCCUCCAACUCCUAUGCCAUCAAGAAGAAGGAUGAGCUGGAACGUGUGGCCAAGUCCAACCGUUAA